Molecule: messenger RNA, 288 nt
Organism: Mesorhabditis belari
Lineage: Eukaryota; Metazoa; Nematoda; Chromadorea; Rhabditida; Rhabditidae
Source: the annotation of a GenBank genome assembly
AUGAAUGCCAAUCUUCAGCGACUUUUUUUCUUCUUCUUCCUUAUUCAUUUGUGUCUAAGCUGUAUGGUUCCCCCAUGUCCUUGGAGGCCAUACCGUCGCCACAGAUUGACAAAGAAAGAGAUUAUGAAUAAUCAGCUGACCGAGUUACCGGGAUCUAUUGAACCCGUCGAAUAUGAGUGCUCUGGGGAAAAUGAACUUUCAUGCGGUGAGAAUUGCUGUGACACUCGACUCCAAGUUUGCCUUUAUGGCCGUUGCCUCAAUCGGAAUCGGCUUCGAUUUUUGAAGUUC